Molecule: messenger RNA, 4447 nt
Organism: Cyprinodon variegatus (sheepshead minnow)
Lineage: Eukaryota; Metazoa; Chordata; Actinopteri; Cyprinodontiformes; Cyprinodontidae
Gene: maml3
Product: mastermind like transcriptional coactivator 3
Exons: 6
Coding region: 1-3435 (1144 amino acids)
Biological process (GO): Notch signaling pathway; positive regulation of transcription of Notch receptor target
Cellular component (GO): nucleoplasm; nuclear speck
Molecular function (GO): transcription coactivator activity
Source: RefSeq, a predicted model, not a curated record
AUGGGGGACUUUGCCUCCCCCGCUGUCGGACCCAACGGCAGUAUCUGCAUCAACAACAGCAUGAACCCGGCCAGCGGCAGCGGAGCGGUGGGCAUCCCUAAACACAGCACGGUGGUGGCGAGGCUGAGGCAGCGUAUAGAGGACUGCCGGAGACACCACACCAUAUGCGAGAGCAGGUACCAGCAGGCGCACUCAGAGCACCUGGAGCUGGACAGGAGGGACACUGCCCACCUGUACCAGAGGAGCCUGGAGUCCAGGACCAAGAAGUCUGGCGGCGGUGGAGGCAGCAAGCAGCCGCAGAGCAAACAGCAGCAGCAUCAGGACGCGGACUCUGCGUCCGGCACGGAGCUGAGGAACAGCACCCUGACUGCGCUACAGGAAACUGUAAAAAGGAAACUGGACAGCGCACGAUCACCCCUGAACGGGGACCAGAACGGCAUCUGUGACGGCGGUAGCUACUCCCCAACAAGCAAACGGGUUAUAAAGGAGCCCCCCGGGGGUUUUGACUCUCUGACAGGCCUCCCUAAGAACAAUAAUAAUAACGUGCCACCAAUUUCUCCUCUGCAUAAUCAACUGGACAUUAAACCUUUACUCAGUGGACCCAACACGUCUACCGGCAACACUACAAAUGGGAAUGGCACCCAUGCAGCCAGAGCCUCCGACGAUUUGGGGAAGAACGGUGGCAGCCAUCUUCCGGACAUGAAGCUGAACAGCUCCCUGGACUUGGAGGAUAGCUUUGGUCUCCUUAAAGACCUGAAACAGGAACCGCUAGACGACGGCGGAGGGAUGGAGUCCAGUGAACCCCAGUCCCUGUCCAACCAGAACAAACUGUUCUCUGACAUCAACCUCAACGACCAGGAGUGGCAGGAGCUGAUUGACGAGCUGGCUAACACUGUGCCAGAGGAUGACAUGCACGACCUCUUCAACGAGGACUUCGAGGAAAAGAAAGAGGCAGAGUUCAGCAGGUCGGCAAACAGCCAGAACGAAGCCUCACAGGAAGCAGCUGGGAGCACAACGCCUGGGGUUGGGUCGACGUCGACGGCGUCCUUACCUCCUCCUCCACAGGGGGUCCCACAGGUUCCUAUUGGUUCACCACAGGUGCGACCGUCAUCAUCUGGCCCCCAGUUUGCGACCACUGCCAAUGGGACCCCUCCUCAACAACCGCUGCAACAGUCUCCGGCUGUUGCUAUGCCAUCAGGUUCACCCUUGCACAACUGUGUAGCUCGCUCCCCUCAGACUCCAACCCAGGCUCAGACUCAAGCAGUCUCCAGGCCUGGGAACGGAUACAUGAUGAACCCAGGCCCGGUUAAUCAGACGGGGUCAGGGGGUGGCACACCCGGGACUGGCCCUGGAGGUCAGCCUGUGGGUCCAGUUACUCCUGAACUUUCUCCAGCAGAGCAGCUAAAAGCAAUGGCCCAGCAGCAUCAUCACGCUAAGAUGAUGCAGCAAAACCAAGCAGCUAGCUGGUCGCCUGGGGGUGCACCUACCAGUCCCUACAAUUCUGGUCCCUUUAAUCAAGACAAGCCCAACAGCCCCAUGAUGUACCCACCACAAGCCUUUAACACACCAAAGGGCCCUCUGGUGGCUGGGAUGGCCCCUAACAAUGGGCCCAAAGCCCCCAUGAACAACUACCUCCCUCACAACCCCAUGGGCAUGAUGGGACAGCAGCAGCCCAACAGCAUAAACCAGAAUGCUCUGUCCAAACAGUCACAACAACAGCAGCAGCAAACGGCCGCCAUGUUGUCAUAUAGUAACACAAAACCGCUGAGUCACUUCAGCGGCAGCGGGGUGGACCACAUGGGUCAGAGGAUGACUCCGCCCAUGGCCGGGAACAGUCAGGUGAAGAACCCCAUGAUGCCGUCCUACAUGGGAGGCGCCGGAGGUGGUGGGCAGGGGCCCGGGCAGACGCAGGGCCCCAUCCCCGGACAGACGGCCCACCUGGGGGAGGAGCACAAGAGGCUGCUGAUGAUGAAGCAGAAGGUGUUGAACCAGAACAUGCCCUACAGCAACAUGCAGGCCCAUGGACAGGAGCAAGGUGUGGUGGGAAUGUCUCGACCACCUGGCGCAAUCCCCCCUCCUCACCCUCCUGGAGGCGUCGCCUCUGGUGUUGGCCCCAGCCAGGGGUCAGGUCCACCUCCGGGCUACGCGAGCAACCACCAGCAGGCGACCAUGAGGAAGCAGAUGAUGGCAAUGGAGCAUGAGAAGAGGGCGCAGAUCCACAUGAUGGAGCAGCAGAAGAUCCUCCGGGAACAGCGGAUUCUGGCCGAACAGCUCCAGCAGCAGCAGCAUCUCCCUAGACAGAUGGGCCAGGGCCAGAGGAAUCCAUAUCCCCAAGUCAGUCAGUACCAAGGUCCUCCUCAAGACCUGGCAUCCAGGAGCCAGUCACUCCAAAACAUGCGGAACCCUCGUCUCCUACAGCAGCAGCACGGCCAGCCUCAGAUGGUCCAAAUGAACACUGUUCAGGGUCAAGGAGGACCUGUGGGACCUCAAACUGACAUGGGACUACCCUAUGGCACCCAGGGGUCCAAUCAGGGUGCCCUGUAUGGCCUCAAUCCUACAAUGAGCCAAAUGAUCCACCAGCAGCAGCACCAGAACCAAAGCGUCCAAGCCUCCAUGGGUCUUCCACCACAGCACAACCCUGCUGGAGGACCUCCCCGGCAGGCAGGGGCAGGUCCUGGACUCGGAGGUAUUCCUGGGGGCCCCGGGACUAGUGGAGCUGGAGGGUACGCAAGCCAAGGGAUGAUGAUGAACUCCAUUGGCCAGCAGCCACUCAAAGGCCCUGCCAAGGUUCAGUCUCAGAGACUUCAAAGCAUGCUGGGAGGUGGAGGAGGUGGAGCAGGGAUGGGGGCUGGCGGCUGGCCGCAGCAGCAAGGACAAGGCCUGCAGGCCAUGGGGGGAGGAGUAGGAAGGACUACAGGAGGAGCUGGAGGAGAUAUGGUGGGCUUCAGCUCCUCCCAAGGUUAUGGUAUGCAGCCAGGUCAGCCACCACGGAUGACCAAACAACAUUUUCCAGGUGCCGGACAGGCUGGCCAGGGGAUGGACCCCAGGGUGGGCAACCCAGCUGCAAGUAUGGGUGGCCCAAUGAUGGGCCCUCACAUAGGGAAUCAGCCAAGGACCAAUCAGCCCCGACCCAUGGUCAUGAACCAGGGCAUGAACCAAGGAAUGAUGGCUCAGGGGAUGUCUGGAAUGGGGGCUUUUGGGCCGGGUCCAGGAGGCCCAGGCAUAGGGGGAGGAGGAGGUGGACCCUACGGACCAGGGGGCGUUUCAGUUGGUGGUCAGCCACAGGGCUACCAAAGGACAGCCAAUCAGGACAUGUCAUCCUAUGGGUACGGGGGUGGGCCUUCAGGAGGAGGAGCCUUUGGCCUGGGUGAUGGAUCGGGGGCAGAGCUGGACUCAGGUGAUGGGUGGAUGGACGAGCUUUUCCAGAACCAAUAGCCAAUGGGGAAGGUUGUUUGAAAGAACUGAUCAAUUGGACAAAACCUGAGAAAGUCCAUCAUCAAGGAUGACACCACAUUGACUGGCAUGUUUUGUUUUGUAAAACAUGAGAAAGAUUAUAAAUAAGUUCUGGUAUUCUUAUGUUUCCUGUGUGUUUGGGUGUGUGUAUGUGUGUGAAAUGGAAGGAGCUCUCACAUGUCUUGUGCAUAUUAUUGAGAAAACAAUAUUUAGAAGGUGUGUUUUUAUUUCUUUCUCCCCCUGGAGUCAAUCUUCCUUAUGUUCCAGUGUUUCAAAGCGAUUCCCGUUUACAUCACAGAGCUCUGAGCACAAGCUCGUUCCAAACUGUAGAAUGAUGAGAAGGAAGGAAAUAUCGUCAAGGCGACAAUUUGUGUGUGUUUAUGCGCCACCUAGCUCAGUGCUUUUGAUCUUUCAACUCUCUGCUCUCAUUGCCUCCAUAUAUAUAUACAUACUCACAUCUGAGCCUGUUUUCCCCGACUUUCUCUCCGGGGACUCAUCUGUUGCUCUCAGCACUUCUUUAUCUGUUUAAAUGUGCAAAACACAACAGAUGAUGUUCCACUAUUGUGCAAAAACUUAAAUCUUCUGGCCCAUUAUGCUUUUUGCUAGGUCACCCACCCAUAUAUUUUUCCCUUUACGGGGCAGGGGGGUUUCAUUUCUUGCGCUGUGUGAUGGUUUCAGAGUGAAGAAAAGACAAAGGCAGGGGACACAGCAGUAAGAGAGUGGGACAGGACCGACGGGUACAGCACAGCAAACAAACGGCUAACGACAGGAACAGGUCUGUGGGAGACGAGCCCCCACCUCAUACGUAAGCUGUAAAGAUUGCUGGGCACUGAAUGUACUCAAACACCACAAGUGACUUCCUUGUUUUAAGGGGAAUUCGUAGAGAAGCCCACCUACAGUGCCUUGCAAAACUUCUUCAGCUGUUUCACUUUUUGUCAUUUUACAGCCGCUAACCUCGAUUUGCUUUGGGGGAUUGUUAUAUAUCUAAUCAACA